Pseudocercospora fijiensis CIRAD86 is the source of this 1172-nucleotide messenger RNA. RefSeq lists its product as uncharacterized. Gene Ontology annotation, molecular function: acyltransferase activity, transferring groups other than amino-acyl groups. The coding region runs from base 1 to 1071 and encodes 356 amino acids. The transcript has 5 exons. Lineage: Eukaryota; Fungi; Ascomycota; Dothideomycetes; Mycosphaerellales; Mycosphaerellaceae. The record is from RefSeq and is a predicted model, not a curated record.
AUGGCUAUAUCUCGAUUCAUUAAUCGACUCUACUACCACCGAGAUCCCUACCUACCCCGUCUCCACGACAGCUCCAGCGACUACAUCACUCCUCUCCGACUAGCGCCACCACGGGAGGAGUCUACACGUGUUCAGCUCCAGAAGCAGAGAAUUUACGAAUACAAUUCCAAAGUGCUGGUCGAUCCCAGCGCGAUUCCUGGAUUCAAGACCUCGGCUGCAUUCUUUGGAUCUUUGCGAACAAAUUUACGACUGCACGCCUCUCCGCCGCCGAGUCCGAUUUCGACGCCAAAUUCUAUGCGCGGAUCUGCAACAUCCCUGCCGCCUCCAUCGCCUCUGUCGGGUCCCGUCGACUCAGUCAUGGACACCGACCACACCGAUGCGGUGACACCCGAAGACCCUCUGGCGGGCGUGCCAGAGCUCAGCUCGUAUCUGGCAACAGAUGACUUCGAGAGAAUGGAAGCGCUCAAGCUUGUAGCUGAUAGCAUCGCACAGCAGCGCAAUGCAGCCAACCGAGCGCUCAUAUUUCACCCGCUGAACAUGGCGGUGAUGAUUGGUGUAUUGGCGUUCGUAGGACGAUGGCUGACGGAAAAAGGCUACGAUUGGUGGAUGGUCGGCUCGACGGUUCUUGGUAUCCUGAUGGCUGGUCUGGCAGCAUGCCGAAUCUGGUCGCAAGAGUACAUCAUUCGGGCAGAAGAUAUCAAUUGGGCUUGGGCAGGCGAUGCGGACUUUUUGGUCACCAAGUUUGGAGACGAGGUCAUUGGAACCGUGUUGAUCGAAUGGGUUUCCGGCGAGAGCAGGACAAAGAAGAGAAAGGCGUGGCGCGGCCUGAUCAAGGCGUGGACGGUAAAACUGAAAUAUCGAGGGAAGGGUGUUGGGAGCGGGUUAUUGGAAGAUGCUGUCAAGGAGGCCAAGAAGAAGGGUGCCGAGUCUCUGGAAUUUGACGAUGAUCAUGCCAAUUCAAAGCGCGUGCUCCCCAGAAUGUAUAAUGGCGCUUUUGAUAGGCGUGAAGCGAAGGCGAGAGAACAGCUACAAGACCUGAUGGAUACCAGUCCGAGUCGGAAGAGGAAGUAACGGAACGAUUUCACGAAGAACAAGACGCACGUCUGUACAGCUUUUAGAGUUACCAAUAUACUUCUUUGCAAUGCGGUCUCGUGGGUCGAGACGAGCCUGGC